This is a messenger RNA of Ictalurus furcatus (blue catfish), 4918 nucleotides long. RefSeq lists its product as uncharacterized. Bases 1975 to 2628 code for a protein of 217 amino acids. The record is from RefSeq and is a predicted model, not a curated record. The transcript is spliced from 2 exons. Lineage: Eukaryota; Metazoa; Chordata; Actinopteri; Siluriformes; Ictaluridae.
CCCGUAGUGUGCGUGUGUGCAGUUGUGCCCUGUGUCAGGUUGGCACCCUGUCCAGGGUCAGAGGUGGGUAGUAAUGUGCUAUAUUUACUUUGUUACAUUUACUUGAGUAACUUUUUGAAAGAAAUGGGAUUUUAAGAGUAGGUUUAACUGGCCAUACUUAUACUCUUACUCAAGGUCAUUUAUAAUCACGGAACCGCCUAGUUUUUUAGCAGCUCAGUCCUGGAAGAUAAUGGGCGAAGAGGGGGGGAGCAAGACAUGCACACAAGCUCUCUCUCUCUCCACACACAUAUACUUUCUCUUCUGUUCUACUCCAUUGUCUGUUCUUUUGGUCUCUGUUGUCAUACAGCUGAUAAAGAUAAAGACUGUUGGAAAAAUGUUUGUUUUUCGGUGUGUGUGUGAGAUUUUUUGCUGAAAAUGACAGGUUCUGUGUUAAUGUACCCAUCACAGGACUGGGAUAUGCUGCUUCUUCUUGAACCCAGGUUUUAUGUCAUAUAAACAGAACAGACAGACUUUCAAGGAGAGCUGUGACUUACAGUUCUCCAUGUAGUAUGAGAUUCAGGAUUUUCCCUUCGUUUGAAUCAGAUUUAACUAGCUACUUGCUACUUGAGUAGUCUUCUCGUUCCAUACUUUAUUACUGUUACUCAAGUCAUUAUUAAAAUGAUUAAUUUUUACUGUUACUUGAGUAAUUCUUUUUAGAAGUAGUAAAAUUUUUGCCUACUCUACCCACCUCUGACCAGGGUGUCCCAUGCCUUCGUGCCCCAAGUUCCCUGGGAUAGGCUCCAGGCUCCCCAUGACCCUGUGUAGGAUAAGUGGUACAGAAAAUGGAUGGAUGGAAGUCGUCCACUCAUGAUUAUGUUUUACUUUUUAAACUCAGUGGAUGAAUAAUAUAUUUAAGGGUUAUAAUCCACUGAUCCACAGUUGUGUAACUCUUUAGGAAAUAUCUAUAUGUAGAAACACUUAUGAAGGUCUGGUCUUUUAUUUAUUUAUUUGUUUGUUUGUUUGUUUAUUUUUACAUGUGUCCUGCUAGUUUUUAAUGAUAUAAUAGGUUUUGGGUUUUUUUUGCUCCAUUUGCCUUACGUGACAAAUAAUUUCAGUUGCUGGAGUAGUUUAUGAGAACUCAGUACUCAGAACUCACUCGACAGACAACUGCAUCACUGCUGAUAGAUAUUUAUAUUGAAAUUUAGGAUGAAUGUCUCUUUAAAUAAUAAAAAAAGAAAUGUGCUUGGUGCUUUCACAGUGUGGUCUGAUCUCAUAGGUUUGGGAGUUCAGUGCUUUGAAUCCAAACAAGAAGUCCAACGUCUGUUAGAUUGCACCACCUCUAAAAUCAUCACGUGUUCUGGAUAAAAUCCCAAAUGCUAUGGCUGUCAUACUGCAUACUUUCUGAGCUGAAAUGAAACACUGUGAGUGCAUAUAAUGCACCGUAAAACUAUUUUGCUUUUCUAUUAUCCAAAGACCAACACACACCGCUCUGGAUGUCAGAGGGUGUUUUAAAUUAUCUGCGCCGACGUCAUAUUUGUGAGCGAGUGCCUCAUGUUGUUCCAUCCGUAGUUUAGGUUUUCCUGCUUGACUUGGCCGGUCAUGCAUAGCAAGAUGCUGAGGACACUGUCUGUGGCUUUGGCAAGCACUGCGGAUUUACUGAGUCCAGUGAAAACUUCGUAACUUCCCACAUUCCUUGUCAGUCCCUUAGAUCCACAGAUUGGGAAAAGGUCUUGUGCUGGACAUUUCUGUAUUGAUGAGCAGAAGACCCUACUCUGGUGCCUCUCUCAGGCCGUGCCUGCUGCCCAGAGCAGCGCCCUCACUGUCCACAUCACUACAGACAUUUUUCUAUCAUUUUCAUUAAGACAAAGCCAUUUGGAAAGGUUUCAUGCAAACUAAUUGACCUAACAGAAAGGCAUAACUCUCAGUGGAACAUAUCAGUGGAAUACACAGCAAAAAUUUUGGUGACCUAUACCACACGCCUCCAGCUUUGCAACAAUGUCAGAGAUGAAUCUUUUGGGUCAUGUGGGCUGUGUCGCUCUGUACUGUGUCCUGUCUCUGGUCAUGCCGGCGAUCCUGCGUGCAGAGUUCACUCUGGCCAGCGUAAGUGAGCACCACAUUAUCAUCUGUACAUGCAUGCAGGACCUGGUAGCCUGCAGCAUUAUCAACUCCAGUGAGUGUGUUUGUCACAACCACCCAUUCUCCAUGUUGGAGCACAACACCGGCCCCAGCACAGUGACUUACAAGCGUCUGACAGUGUGGUACACCUCACCACUCAACGUCGCACGCCUGCUGAACAACUCAGAGGUCCGCCACCUGGCACUGGCCAAGUGCAACUCAGCAAGAGGUACUUCGCUAGCUGUUCACUACUUCACAGUGAGGAGACUGGAGAGGCUCUAUGUCUCAUACCCAUUUUGGAUGCCUGGGCAGAACCAUGAUAUUGUGCUGGGUAGAGAUGUGGGCAUGCCUUACCAUGAGGAGCCAAGGAUAGCUGUCAUUCACACGGAUGUGUUGGUGGGGAAGGAUGAGUUGAAAGCAUACACAGUGAAAACCAUGGUGGACAGCAAUGGCAUGACUCCAUUCCCUGAAAUGUUUAUGCCGAUGGAUGAACUUCCAGAUAUGUCCAGCAUAUUUGUAUCUUUCUUGUACUAAGUGGCAUUUGAAUGCAAAGUUUCUUAGAUGUGUCUUUCCUCCCUUUUAAAAAAAAAAUAUUUUUAUUUAUACCUUUCCUGAGGAAAUAUGAAAGAUUAUGGAUUCUUUGGUUUGUUUCAUCUAGGGGACUCUUAAAAGUGAACUAAGAACUAUUUGUAAUUCGUUACUUUGUUUAUUAGUUGUUAAUUUAUUGGGAAAUAAUCGAGCUAUAACUGGAAAUGGCCUAUCUGGACCAGUCUAAUUAAGCACUUUUCUUGUAGCGCACAUUCACUCACCGUCCACUUUAUUAGGAACACCCAAACCCCUGCUCAUUCAUGCAAUUAUCCAGUCAGCCAAUCAUCUGGCAGUGGCGCAAUGCAUAAAAUCAUGCAGAUACAGGCCAAGAGCUUCAGUUUAAUGUUCAUAUCAAGCAUUAGAAUGUGGAAUGGUUGUUAGUGCCAGAUGUGCUGGUUUGAGUAUUUCAGAAACUGCUGAUCUCCAGGGAUGAUCACACAUACCAGUCUUUUUACACAUGAAUUUACACUGAAUGGUGCGAAAAGCAAAAACAUUCAGUGAGGAGCAGUUCUGUGGGCUUGUUGACGAGAGAGAUCAGACUGGAAUGGCCAGACAUGGAAUGGUUUGAUCUCACAGUAAGUCAAAGGUAACUCAGAUAACCACUCUUUACAUCCAGGGUGAGCAGAAAAGUGUCUCAGGUUGCGCAACAUUUCAAAACUUGAUGGACUACAACAGCAGAAGACUUCAUCAGGUUCCACUUCUGUGAUCCAGGAACAGGAAUCUGAGGCUACAAUAGAAACAGAUUCACCACAACUGGAUAGUUGAAGAUUGAAAAAAAAAGUCAUGACCUGAUCAAGCUCUAUUUCUGCCACGACAUGCAGAUGGUAGGGUUAGAAUUUGGAGUUAACAGCAUUAAUCCAUUGACCCAAUAACACCAGUCAAGCAUGGUUUGAAUGCCACAGCCUAUCUGAGUAUUACUAACCAUGUGCAUCCCUUUAUGGUCACAGUUUACCCAUCUUCUAAUGGCUACUUCCAGCAUGCACCAUGUCACAAAGCACAAGUCAUCUCAACUGGUUCUAUAAAUUUGACAAUGUACUUCAAUGGCCUUCCCAGUCACCAGAUCCAGUAGAGCACCUCUGGGAUGUGUUAGAACGAGAGAACAAAUGUGCAGCUGACAAAUGUAAUGCAGUCACAUCAACAUGGAUCAGAAUCUCUAAGAAACGUUUCCAACACCUCCUGGUAUCCAUGCCAUGAAGAAUCCAUGCCAUGCUGUUCUGAGAGCAAAGUGGGCCCUACCCAGUAGUAGUAUGGUGUUCCUAAUAAAGUGACUGUAGAUGCUUACUGUCUAAUAUAAACUGUAAGACAAAUCUAAGCUUAUGAUAACUCACAGACGUACAGUAACAGCUUCACUAAAAAAGUGCACCUGCCUUUAAUAAAACACUAAUUUAGAAUUCCACUUGAAUCUGAGAGUGGAUAAUGAAUAAGUCCUUAAAUAAAAACGAUAUAAGUAUUUUGUUGGAACACUUGUUUAAUUUUUCUUUAUUUUAUUGCCAAAUGAUCUGCUUAUAUUGUAUGUCUGUUCUGCUGAUAUGCAUCAUUGCAACCAGUCACCAAUACUGUCAUUGUCCUCUAUACAGUUCAGUACUCUGGGCAUAUAGUUGUACUGUGAAAUCACAACACUAGCACAUAGUUAACAUGGAACAUUCAAGUUCACAAAUGCCCAUAUCACAGACAGUAAAACAGUUCAUAUAUGCAGCAACCUGAAAUCUACAGUAUUGGGCAAAAAAGAAGAAGAUACUUGCAAAAAUAAUGACAAUAAUGACAAGUUUAAUCCAUUUAUAAUAAAGUCCUAGGUUAGUCCCAUACAGUCCUGAUGAUGUUUAUAUAUGAAACGUGGUCUAUUACUUCAUAUGCAACUUUCUUUAACAACAUGUAUCUCUUUCUUUAACAACAGUUUCUCUUUUCUGAUCCACGACUAUGGAAGAUGUUAACAUGUAAUAUAAAAUGUUUUUUUUUCUUUUUUUUUCACAGUAUAAAGUAGGUUAUUGUUAAUUCCACAUGUAUAGUUCAGCCAGAUAGAAACACUGCACAGCUGUGUAACAGGGUCAGUCCACAAGGGGGAAGCAUUGUUUCAUACAGUAUACAUUCCUUUCGUUUAACCUGAAUCUGUACCAAAAAAAGAAAAAAUAAUUACAGUAGGGUGAAAUACACAAGUAGAAAAUCUGCUAUUAAUAAUAUAGGCAAUAAUCUAGGGACAAUCAUUGUUACAGUCUUUUACUGCACGGUGUUCCAUUUU